This is a messenger RNA of Racocetra fulgida, 1143 nucleotides long. The record is from the annotation of a GenBank genome assembly. NCBI's taxonomy places the organism in Eukaryota, Fungi, Glomeromycota, Glomeromycetes, Diversisporales, Gigasporaceae.
AUGUUGAUAAUUCUCGAAAUUCUAAUCGCCACCGACGAGCUUUGUCUCACGGAAUUAGCUGAUUACAUCAUUGAGCAUCUUUUUAUCCAUAAACAAUGGAUGCGAGAAAAUUUUAUUUUGAUCUAUCAAACAGCAUUCCUUAAGGGAUCGUUUAAGAAUCUUCAAUUAUUUUGUAUGGAUAUUAUUGAAAAGACACCAGAUAUAAUAUUCAAAGCCAAAGAUUUUACAGGCAUUGACCCCAAUCUGCUAACUACUUUAUUAGGACAAAGUAACUUACUUACGCCAGAAAUUGAAAUUUGGGAUGCACUUCUCAAAUGGGGAAUGUCCAAUACAUCACCUACUCUCGAUCCAAAUUAUAAAACUUGGACACAAGAAUCAUUUCAAAAAUUACAAGAAAUUUUGCAACAAUUUAUUCCUCUUAUCAAUUUUACAGUAAUUUCUUCAAGCGAUUUUUAUUAUAAAGUUAUACCAUUUCAACUCAUUCUUCCAAGUGAUCUAUACGAUGAUUUACUUAAAUUUCAUUUAGCACCUCAAAUCAAUCCAACACACCCAUUUUUACGCUCUCCAAAAAGGAAUCAACCGUUCCAAUCAAUAUUUAUUAAUAACAAUCACGCAGCUUGGAUAAUGAGUCAAAUUGAUUACGAUCAACCAGCCAUAACUUACAAUGGAAAUAAUCCAAAAUUACUUCCUUACGAUCUUAAAUUAUUAAUACGUGGUAGCAAUGGUUGUAUGUCAGAUGAAAUAUUUCAUAAUUGUUGCGAUUUGAAAGGACCUACUAUUACUAUAAUUAAAGUUAAGGAUAUGGAUGAAAUUUUGGGAGGAUAUAAUCCCCUAUCAUGGGAUCACAGCACAAAAUGGGCAGAGACUUCUUCUAGUUUUAUAUUUUCUUUAAAUAGAGCAAAUGUUGGUCAAUCUAUUGUUAGUAGAGUAAUAAAUUAUAGUAAAGCAAUUAGAAAUUCACAUGGGCCAUCAUUUGGCGAUGGUGAUUUGUGGGUGAAAGUCACUUGUGUUAGAAAUCUUGCCCUUCCUAGUUUUUGUAGACCGAGAAGUUAUGAGAGAAGAAUUUUUGAUUUAGAACAAUUUCAUGUGGAAGACUAUGAAGUAUUUCAGGUUAUUAAAAAGACUAAUGUUAUUUAUCUCUAG